Messenger RNA from Castor canadensis (American beaver), 5755 nucleotides. RefSeq names its product shroom family member 3 (gene Shroom3). Gene Ontology annotation, cellular component: adherens junction; apical junction complex; apical plasma membrane. Gene Ontology annotation, molecular function: actin filament binding. Lineage: Eukaryota; Metazoa; Chordata; Mammalia; Rodentia; Castoridae. The record is from RefSeq and is a predicted model, not a curated record. Gene Ontology annotation, biological process: actin filament organization.
CGUGUGUGCAGACUCGGACCAUGCAGACCCUGGUGCCUCUAAUUCUGUCAGCCCAGAGCACCUCACCUCUGGUUCCCAGCACAAGAAAGCGGCGUGGUCAGGAGGGGUUAAACUUCGGCUGAAACACAGGCGCAGUGAACCUGCAGGCCGCCCUCACUCGUGGCAUACAACCAAACUUGGGGAGAACCAGCCUGAUGCCAGCAUGAUGCAGAUAUCUCAGGGCACAAUGGGCCCUCCGUGGCACCAAAGCUACCACUCCAGCUCUUCUACAAGUGAUCUCUCCAACUAUGACAAUGCCUAUCUGAGGCGGAGCCCUGACCACUGUAGCUCCCAGGGGAGCAUGGAAAGCCUGGAGCCUAGUGGGGGAUACCCACCUUGUCAUCUUCUUUCUCCUGCCAAGUCCACCAGCAGCAUCGACCAGCUCAGCCACCUCCAUAACAAGAGAGACUCGGCAUACAGCUCUUUCUCCACCAGUUCUAGCAUUCUAGAGUAUCCACCCCCUGGCGUAUCUGGCCAAGAGCGUUCAGGCUCCAUGGACACUACUUCUGCUCGAGGGGGUCUCCUAGAAGGGAUGAGGCAGGCAGAUAUUCGCUAUGUCAAGACAGUCUAUGACACCCGGAGAGGAAUCUCAGCGGAGUAUGAGGUGAACUCUUCUGCCCUGCUUCUUCAAGGCAGGGAGACCCAAGCAUCAGCAGAUGGCCAGGGCUAUGAAAAAUGGCAUACUGCUCCUCGGGGCAGGGGAGCACCACCCCCAUCCUGGAGCCAGCAGUGCCCUGGUUCUUUGGAGACUGCCACUGACAACCUGCCUCAUAAAGUGGGCGCGCCCCUACCCCCAACUAGAAGUGACAGUUACGCAGCCUUUCGGCAUCGAGAGCGGCCCAGCUCCUGGUCUAGCCUUGAUCAGAAACGGUUCUGCCGACCUCAGGCAAAUUCUUCAGGUUCCUUGAAACCUUCAUUCAUAGAGGAACAGCUGCAUACUGUCCUAGAAAGGAGUCCAGAGAACAGCCCCCCGGUGAAGCCCAAGCACAGUUAUACCCAGAAGACCCAGCCUGGCCAGCCUCUGCUGCCAACAGGCAUCUACCCUGUACCUUCCUUGGAGCCACACUUUGCCCAGGUACCCCAGCCUUCUGUGAGUAGUAAUGGGUCGCUCUACCCUGCGCUGGCCAAGGAGAGUGGAUAUACAGCCACUCAGGGAGCUUGCAGCAGGACCAUCGAUGAGAAUGGGAACCAAAAUGGCGCUAGCAGACCUGGGUUUGCUUUCUACCAGUCUCUUGAAAAUGACUUAUUAUCCCCCAUGGAGAGGAAACCAGAAACUACAGCCAAGUAUGUCCCCUACAAAGUCCAUUUUUCUUCAGUGCCUGCAAAUGAAGAGGAUUCCUCCCUAAAGAGACAUCUCAUACCUCUGCAGGGCAACAGCCCACAUGCCAAUGAAAGAAAGAACAGCCAUUGCAACAAACCAUGUUCUAAUCACCAAGGCCUCAAAUCCCCUGAGGCCUGGCAAGUGAGUGGAGACAAGAGAUCUUCUAGGCCCUUGGAAUCUUGGGAGAGUGAUUCCCAGGAAGACCACAAUGCCAAUCUCCAGCAAAAGCUGGAGAGAGAAGGCCUAGGCCAGAGCCUGUCGGGCAACUUUGGCAGGACCAAGUCAGCCUUCUCAUCUCUUCAGAACAUUCCAGAGAGCGUGAGACGGCAGAGCAGCCUGGAGCUAGCAGGGGGAGCCCAAGAGACUUACCCUGGUGGCAGGCCUACCUGCACAAUGAACACCAAGGUGGAGGACCCUGGAAGGAAAGCUGUGCCUGACCACAGGGGCCACCUGGACAGGCCAGUUUCCUACUCAAGGCCUGAGGGAAGAAGCAGUGCCUCAGCUUCGUUCCACAGUGCAGACCCAAGGUAUGAAGAGCUGCCCACUCCACCACACCAGCAGACAUCCAGUCUGGGCAGGAGGAGACUCAGCUCAGGAGGUGCCUCUGGUCUGCAGUGCUUUCAGUACAGGAAGCCCCACUGCUCCGUGCUGGAGAAGGUUUCCAAGAUCGAGCAGCGAGAGCAAGGGAGCUACAGGCCCCCGAGUGUGGUCAGCUCCACUUACAGCCAUAACUAUCGACCCAACAGGACAGUCCCAAAUCCCAGUACUUCUGGGAGUGACUUAGAGGAGACAAAAGGCAGCACCCGUUCCUCUGAGCCCCUAGGCAAUGGGGAGCAGCACUUCAAAUUCGAGGAACCUAACUUGGAAGAGGUUUCCAGGCAGCCUUGUGGUCAGCAGCUAAGGACCGCUGCUGACAGUGGCCGUGGCCCCCAACUCCGAGGCAGUGAGCCUCCAAGGCCCGAUGCCCGCCUGCUCCGCAGCCAGAGCACCUUUCAGCUCUCCAGCGAAGCCGACAAAGAGGCUGCUUGGCGGGAAGACAGGCCCAGCACACCGGAAUCACCCGUGCUGGACGCGCCCUUCAGCCGCGCCUACAGAAACAGCAUCAAGGAUGCGCAGUCCCGCGUCCUGGGGGCCACCUCUUUUCGCCGUAAAGACCUGGAGCUGGGCACGACCUCAAGGUCCUGGCGGCCACGGCCUGCCUCUGCCCACGUGGGGCUGCAGAGCGCAGAGGCCCCGGCACCAUCCGCGUCCCCACACACCCCCCGGGAGCGGCACAGUGUGACCCCGGCCGAGGGCAGCUUGGCCGGGCUUGCACCCGCAGCGGUCCGGAGAGGGCCGCGCCGGCGUCUGACGCCUGAGCAGAAGAAGCGCUCCUACUCGGAGCCCGAGAAGAUGAACGAGGUGGGGGUCUCUGAGGAGGCCGAGCCUGCGCCCUUGGGCCCGCAGAGGCAGGGGCUGCGUUUCCCCGAGAGCACUGUGGCUGACCGGCGCCGCAUCUUCGAGCGCGAUGGCAAGGCCUGCUCCACGCUCAGCCUGUCAGGGCCGGAGCUGAAGCAGUUCCAGCAGAGCGCCCUGGCCGCUUACAUCCAGCGGAAGACGGGCAAGCGACCGUCCGCUGCAGCCGCCUGCGGCCUCCAGGAGCCCGGGCUGUUGGAGCGCGCCCAGAGCGCCUUCCUCCCUGCCAGCCCUGAAGGCCUCGGCCUGGCCGCCACCUGCAGCCUGAGCUCGUUGCGGGAGCCCAGCCUGCAGCCCCGCAGGGAGGCCACCCUGGUGUCCACUGCUGCUGCCGAGGCCGUGCGGGCACCCCGAGAUCGCAGCAGCUCGUUUGCAUUUGCUGGUGGGCGCCCCCAUGGGGAACUGCGGCGCUGGGACCCCCAGGCCCGGAGGGAGGUGCCUGGUGGAGCUACCUAUGGACCAGCAGGCACACAGAAGGCGGACAGGAACCCUGGAGGGUCAUCUUCCUGGGGUGCUGUGGCCGGCAGGACUGCAAAGUCCAUGUCAGCUGAGGACCUGCUGGAGCGCUCUGAUGCCCUGGCCGUCCCUGUCCACGUGAGGUCCAGGUCAUCUCCCAUCGCAGACAAGAAGUGCCAGGAUGUGCUCCUGGGGGAAGAACACGGCUUUGGUUUUGUGAAGGAUCCAUAUUAUUUGGCUGACCCUGGAUCUCGGUCACUCAGUUCAGAUAGAAGUCGAGAAGAGACGCUCUUGCCCCUACACCAUCCCACCCCUCAUUGGGGUGGCUCAGGCUGCAGAGCAACUGGUGGUUCCUCAGUACCUAGUGAAUGUCCUGAAGUCUCAGAGCAUCCAAGGCAAACCAGCAGAACACCUUGCCCCCGGCCAUUGCCUACAGGAGUGCAGGGGUACCUUCCAGACACCAGAGCUGCCACCUCAACCACACUCAGCUCCCCGCUGCCUUCACCUGUUCCUUCCAACCACUGCUCAAAGCUUGCCACUGAUCAGCAGCUUGGAAGGGAUGGUCAGGCAGGGCAACAGCUUCUUCCACCCUACACCCCUGCAGUGACCCACAGAAGCGAUGGUCACAUCCUCACCCAGCCUCCCAGUCCAAGAGGCCAUGAAUUGAACAGCCCAGAGCAUGGGGUAGAAGAGGGAAUGUGGAAGAGGGUCUCGCUGCCUCAGCGGCCACUGCCUCCCUUGGUGAAAUGGGCACAUGCAGUUAGAGAGGACAGUCUUUCUGAGGAAGCCUCGGCACCUGAGUUUGCAAUGAAGCACUAUAAGAAACAGCUGAAUCUUCCAAGUUCAUGCAGCACUUCCGACCCAGACACUCCAGGGAGGAUCUCCCUCCGCAUAUCUGAGUCAGCCCUGCAGACCUCCCCACCACCCCGGGAGGACUAUGAUGACGAAGUGUUUGUGAAGGACUUGCCCCCCAAGGCCACUUCCAACCCCACGUUCGAAGCUCUUCCUCCACCCCCACCUCCUCCACUGAGCCAGGAAACCCCAGUGAAUAGUUCAGAUGACUUUCCUCCCCCUCCUCCAGAAGCUGUGUGUGAGGCGCUGCUGGAUAGCGAGGCACCCAAGGAGCCUGACAGCAGUUCCAGCAAAAUCUCCAAGGUGACAAGGGAAAGACAUGUACUUAGUGCAGCCCAUUUGGUAGGUAGUCAGAUACUGCCCUCCAGACCCCAAAAUUAUGUCAGAGGUUCAGAGGUCAGCGAGUCCACCCCACCAUCCGUCCUGAAUGUUCAGCCCCAACUGGCUGGGUCUCUUGGCCAGCAGCUAAGCCCAGAGCAGCUACCUCCCAGCGUCAUCCAUGAAUCAGUUGGUGGAACUCAGGGUAUAGAAAAGAAAGUCAGUGCUGAUCCUCAGAAGACCUCAGAAGACGUCAGAUCAGAGGCUCUGGCCAAGGAAAUUGUGCACCAAGACAAAUCUCUGGCAGACAUCUUGGAUCCAGACUCCAAAAUGAAGACAACUAUGGACCUGAUGGAAGGUUUGUUCCCCCGAGAUGUUAACAUGCGGAGGGAAAACAGCACAAAGAGGAAGACCCUGCAGAGAACUGUCAGCUGCCCAGGAUGUGAAAGCAAGAGGAGUGAAGACAAGGAAAUGGUUGGUGUGUUGGUCAACUGCCCUGCAUACUACAGUGUGUCUGCUGCCAAGGCUGAGCUUCUGAACAAAAUCAAAGACAUGCCAGAAGAGGCUCGUGAGGAAGAGGAGCAGGGGGAUGUCAACGAAAAAAAGGCUGAGCUCAUUGCAAGCCUCACCCACAAGCUCGAGACCCUCCAGGAAGCAAAGGGGAGUCUACUCGUGGACAUCAAACUUAACAACGCCCUGGGAGAAGAGGUGGAAGCUUUGAUCAGUGAGCUCUGCAAGCCCAACGAGUUUGACAAGUACAAGAUGUUCAUAGGGGACUUGGACAAGGUGGUCAACCUGCUGCUGUCCCUCUCAGGGCGCCUCGCCCGCGUGGAAAACGUCCUGAGUGGCCUUGGUGAAGAUGCUAGUAAUGAAGAAAGGAGCUUGCUGAAUGAGAAAAGGAAGAUCCUGGCUGGGCAGCAUGAGGACGCGCGGGAGCUCAAAGAGAACCUGGACCGCAGGGAGAGGGUGGUGUUGGACAUCCUGGCCAAUUACCUCUCGGCUGAACAGCUCCAGGACUACCAGCACUUCGUGAAGAUGAAGUCAACACUCCUCAUUGAGCAGCGAAAGCUGGACGACAAGAUAAAGCUUGGCCUGGAACAGGUCAAGUGUCUACUGGAGAGUCUUCCCUCAGACUUCACUCCCAAGGCCGGAGCCCUGGCUCUGCCCCCAGAUCUCACGAGCACAGUGACUCCUUUGGGGGGCAGUGCUGUCACGGCAUGUUUCCACUUUAACCUCUUCUCAGAUACCCAACCAAAAGACCACCUCUCAACACUGUUUAAUCUGAGAAAUGGUUUGCUGCAAGCCACCAUUUAA